Physella acuta is the source of this 2299-nucleotide messenger RNA. Its product is annotated as actin, adductor muscle. Lineage: Eukaryota; Metazoa; Mollusca; Gastropoda; Physidae. The record is from RefSeq and is a predicted model, not a curated record.
UAAGCGCCGAGAUCCCAGAGCUGAGCACCAGACUCUUCGUAAGCCAGCGAAGGUGCCCAGACCGACGUACUUCUUGUAACUCCCCAACAACAACCACACAUCACCAUGUGCGACGAUGAAGUAGCUGCCCUCGUAGUGGACAAUGGCUCCGGCAUGUGCAAAGCCGGGUUCGCCGGAGACGAUGCCCCCAGGGCCGUCUUCCCAUCCAUUGUCGGCAGACCCCGUCAUCAGGGUGUCAUGGUUGGUAUGGGACAGAAAGACAGCUACGUAGGAGACGAGGCCCAAUCCAAGAGAGGUAUCCUGACCCUCAAGUACCCCAUCGAACACGGUAUCGUCACAAACUGGGACGACAUGGAGAAAAUCUGGCACCACACCUUCUACAAUGAGUUGAGAGUCGCCCCCGAGGAGCACCCCGUCCUCCUCACUGAGGCCCCCCUCAACCCCAAAGCCAACAGAGAAAAGAUGACCCAGAUCAUGUUCGAGACCUUCAACGCCCCCGCCAUGUACGUCGCCAUCCAGGCCGUACUCUCCCUGUACGCCUCUGGCCGUACCACCGGUAUCGUGCUCGACUCUGGUGAUGGUGUCACCCACACCGUCCCCAUCUACGAAGGUUACGCCCUCCCCCACGCCAUCCUCCGUCUGGACUUGGCCGGCCGUGAUCUCACCGACUACCUGAUGAAGAUCCUCACCGAGAGAGGCUACUCCUUCACCACCACCGCUGAGCGUGAGAUUGUCCGCGACAUCAAGGAGAAACUCUGCUACGUCGCCCUGGACUUCGAGCAGGAAAUGGCCACCGCUGCCUCCUCCUCCUCCCUCGAGAAGAGCUACGAGCUUCCCGACGGUCAGGUCAUCACCAUUGGCAACGAGCGCUUCAGGUGCCCAGAGUCCCUCUUCCAACCAUCCUUCUUGGGUAUGGAGUCUGCCGGUAUCCAUGAAACCACCUACAACUCCAUCAUGAAGUGCGACGUCGACAUCCGUAAGGAUCUGUACGCCAACACCGUCUUGUCUGGAGGCACCACCAUGUUCCCAGGUAUUGCUGACCGUAUGCAGAAGGAAAUCACCUCCCUGGCUCCCAGCACCAUGAAGAUCAAGAUCAUUGCCCCACCAGAGCGUAAAUAUUCCGUAUGGAUCGGUGGCUCCAUCUUGGCCUCCCUCUCCACCUUCCAACAGAUGUGGAUCUCCAAACAGGAAUACGAUGAGUCUGGCCCCUCCAUCGUCCACCGCAAGUGCUUCUAAACGCACUCGCUUUCAAAAAACGCAACACCACCAUCGAAACCAUCAAAAAACUUCUUUUAUUUUCUACCUAUAUCAGAACAGUUUCACGAUCUCUCGGUGGCUUUUAGGACUUUGAUGCCACUGGGAGUCCACUAAAACACGUCGACAUCUAACACCAGGGUCGUGGACUGAGAAAGAAGUUUAAGCUAUCAUUAAAAACUUGUAAACAUAUUGGUGUGUAUCUUAGAACUAAUUGCGUCACACUUUGUAAACAAAAUUUGUAAGAAUGUUUGUGUAGAACUUAAAUUGAGUCCAAAUUGUACUUUCUAAGUACCGAACUCAAGCAUUUCUUUCCAAUUUUUCCCCCAAAAACUCAUGCCUUCUUUAAUUUUAAAAUCUUUUCGUUUAGAAAUUUCGAGAUUUAAUGUCGACAUUUUAAAAAGUUUCUGAACGAGAGCACCAACAGGCAUUUCAAUUUUUGAACAAACCGAAGGCUACAGAAAUUAAACCUCAGGAAGUUGUCUGAAAAUCUUUAGUCAUCCAAAUCUUUAGGCUUGCCCACGAAGGGCGAGUAAUUCAAUCAACUCAAAUAUUUCAGAUUUUUUUUCACGAUUUCCUUUUGUAAUUUUGUUUCAAACGUAACGAAUUCUUAUGAUCUAUGCGCGUACGAUUGCGGUCAAGUAUGUCAUUUUGUGUAUGGUGAACGGUCAGCGUUAGUAUGUUGCCAGUCGAAGUGUCUCAAAGUUACUCGUAACAUCGUAUCGCGUCAACAAAAGUCGAAUAGAAAGUCUGGUCCCGCAGUAACAUCAUUCAUAACUCGUUUACAAACUCUCCACCCGUAAACACAAUUGGUCCCUUCGCUUUGAUACACUCGCUGGAAUCAGACACGAUGACGUCUUGCUUAUGCAAAUGACGAUGACGCGCGCCAUUACUAAUGGAACCCUCCCGCCAGGGCAUCGCCAUGGCAACGCCUCGCGUUUCCAUAGCGACAGCCAAUCUGAAACUCUAGAUGACUGAUUGGUUACUGUCCCCAGCAAGCUACUGUAGACCUUCGUAAAGGCAGAAUAAAUCGUGUUGAACAGAA